AUGACAACAAUUAACAGACCAGUUCAAAUCGAAGAGUUUGUCUUAGCUAUAAGGGAGCUACCAAACGAGAGUUUGGAUGCCAUUAGAUCUCAAUUGAGUACCUCCGUCCACAGAUUGAAUGAGUCCAAUAAACUAAUGGAGUCCCUUCUUCUAAAGAUCAGGAAUAAAGAUAAAUCGUCAAGUGAAAUCGAUGAACUUGAGGAUCUCAAUACCGAGGAGAAUGAUGAUCAGAUUUACGAGGAGAGUAUAAGGGAAAACGAAAUUGUUCUUAAGAAUCAGAAAGAAAGAAUUGAACGAAUUGAACAAGAGUUACUCUCCCGUAGUACCGAACGGAAAGAGGAGCUACCUUCUGCUAGUGCAUCAGCAAAGUUUGAACUCAACACGGACAACAAUGGAAUUGAAUCUAAUGCAGCCAACAGCGUUUUUUUGUAA
Molecule: messenger RNA, 432 nt
Organism: Komagataella phaffii GS115
Lineage: Eukaryota; Fungi; Ascomycota; Pichiomycetes; Pichiales; Pichiaceae
Exons: 1
Coding region: 1-432 (143 amino acids)
Biological process (GO): proteasome regulatory particle assembly
Molecular function (GO): protein-macromolecule adaptor activity
Source: RefSeq, a predicted model, not a curated record